AUGUUGAGAUGGGUAGCUCGGUGCCUACCAGGGCUUAGCAUCAUUGGACUAUUUCUUCUGCUUGUUUUCGCGUUCACCAACAUCCUCACGUCGCAAUUAUGGAGAAGUAUGUUCCCACCGUGGGUUGGCCAGCCCUUCAAGGAAGGAUGGUGGAGCGGACUGAACAUCGCCCAGUCCGUAUUCAUCGUCUAUGCUGUGAUCAUCCAUAUCCAGAUGUGCAGUUUCACUCUGCGUCUGGCCUGGUCAAUUUUCCGAGUGACAGCAAAGACAAGAGAAGCUCUGGGAAGACGUCCGACAAAAAGCCUCUCCGUCUCGCCAACACCAUCUGCCCAGGACGAGGGGUACAGCAGCCAGCCAAUUUCGCCGGUCUCACUGCCAUCUCCAGGUCCCUUCAGCGAGAAGAUCGACUCUAUGAGCAUAGGAAGUGACAUUAUCGAGGAUGAGUUGCUCCACGCUAUCAUUCUGCCAAACUAUUGCGAAGACCUUCACACGCUAGAAACGACGCUCAAGGUGCUGGCGAGUCACCCAAGGGCCAAGUCACAAUAUGAGAUAUAUCUUGCUAUGGAGCAAAAAGAGGCCAUCGCUAUCGAGAAAGCUGCACACCUUGUUUCCACCUUCGAGCGAUCCUUCCUUCAUAUCCGUCCUACCUUCCACCCAUCCGGUAUACAAGGAGAGAUUGCAGGCAAGAGUUCAAAUGUGGCUUUUGCAGCGAAGCGAAUUGUACAGAUUCAUAAUGCAGAGCUGCGGGCAGAGUGCUGUCGGGUAGUAGUCACAGUCAUGGAUGCUGACACGCAUCUCUCGUGCGAUUACUUCACCGAGAUUCGUCGCCUACAUUAUUCUCACAUUGAAGACGCAGACCGUGCAAUCUACUGCUGUCCCAUCAUAUUCGACCGCAACUCAAAUGACACGCCCAUCUUAGUCCGAUGCGCGGAUCUUCUCUGGGGCUUCGCCGGACUCUCAACUAUGUGGCCAGGAACACCCAUUUCCAUCCCCACAUCUGUGUAUUCCUUACCACUUUCUCUCGCAGAGAAAGUCGGUGGAUGGGACAGUGACCCAACGGCCAUCGGAGAAGACAUGCACAUGAUGCUGAAGUGUUACUUCGAAACCGCAGGCAACAUCAUCUGCCAGGUAGUAUAUAUCCCAGCAAGUCAGUGCAAUGUCUCAAGUGACGGUAGCCGUGGUUGGAGACGGACGAUGGAUACUCUUAUCGCUCGAUACCGCCAGGCGCUUCGACACAUGUGGGGCGCGCUCGAUUCCGGCUUCGCAGCACGACGAACACUCGGCUAUCUCCGCUUUCACAAGCGAUGCUCAUUCCUGAGUCUAAGGCACUUUGCUCUUACGCAUUUGCUUUGGGAGGCACACUUUUUACCAUGUCAUCUCGUUAUCAUCAUGAUUUUCUCUGUGCUGUAUACCGUCUUGACACCUUCGUCGCAGUUGCAUCCGACUUUGGCACGGGCUUUCUUCAUCAAUGAUAUCCUGCGGACGUCGUCCUUCCUUGGAAUGAAUUUCUGUAUUGCUUUGUAUGAUCGGUGGCAUGCGAUUUGCCUUAUCGCGCGGAUGAAGGAUAUGUCUGAAGCUAAUGUGCCGGAUACGGGCUUUUCUCCACGUAUCUGGUACAAGCCACAGCACCUAUUGGAGAGAAUCUGCUUUCCGAUUGCUGGAACACUUUACGGUGCUAUUCCAGCUUUGCACGCAGUCUUUUCUCACUUCUUCACCGAUCGAUUGGUGUAUCGCGUUAGCAAGAAGCCGACCUUCAGUCUCGAGGCCGUGGGUCUGGCAUGA
This is a messenger RNA of Penicillium longicatenatum, 1782 nucleotides long. RefSeq names its product glycosyltransferase family 2 protein. The transcript is spliced from 3 exons. Lineage: Eukaryota; Fungi; Ascomycota; Eurotiomycetes; Eurotiales; Aspergillaceae. The coding region runs from base 1 to 1782 and encodes 593 amino acids. The record is from RefSeq and is a predicted model, not a curated record.